Callorhinus ursinus (northern fur seal) is the source of this 4286-nucleotide messenger RNA. RefSeq lists its product as uncharacterized. Lineage: Eukaryota; Metazoa; Chordata; Mammalia; Carnivora; Otariidae. Gene Ontology annotation, cellular component: nucleus. Gene Ontology annotation, biological process: regulation of transcription by RNA polymerase II. Gene Ontology annotation, molecular function: RNA polymerase II cis-regulatory region sequence-specific DNA binding; DNA-binding transcription factor activity, RNA polymerase II-specific. The record is from RefSeq and is a predicted model, not a curated record.
AAUCUGAGCCGCAGAACUCUAGGCUUCCGAGGCAUUUCCUCUUUGAGACUGCAUUUCCCAGGGGCCACCACGCCGAAUUAGCCGCCACUUCCGGCACCCGAGGGUCGAUGUCCUGGUGGGGUGAGGCCCCGAGGUCGAGGAAGGACGCCGUGGCUGCCAGAGGCCUCUACUGAGCAGGACCCCAGCCGGAGGGACCCGCCAGUGUGGGUGGGCAGAGAGAGGCGCUCAGGACAGGGCGCUGACAGGCACCCGAAGGAGUUUCGGCAGAGCGCGCGCGCGCAGCGAGCAGAGGGAUUGUGCGACCGUAGUGUGGGUGGGGGGGUAUGCGUGAGGGCGCGCCUGGUGCAGCGGUGCUGCGGGGACGGGGACGGGGGGCGUGUGGACGCUGAGCGCGCUUUGCUAUGGCUGUGUGUGUGUCUGUGUGUGUCUGUAUGUCUGUCUGUCACGGGGACCUGUGGCCCGCCUCUUCGUCCGUCUUCUCUCCUCCCAGCCACGUGGCUGCAGCAUACCAAUGGCCCCAGUAGGGAGGCCAGAUGCUGAGCCUAGAAUGAAAGCUCCCCCCCAGAAAGCCUGGGCCUGGACUUGGGAUGGGACUCUUAGAGCUGCAAGUGCCUGUCUGGGGCCCCCACGGGGGCAGCUACAUGUUCAGAACUACCGCAUUCUCAGAGUUCUGUCCCCAGGAACCAGCUUCGAACUCGGGGAUCGAGUCCUCCUUUUACUCCCAUCCCAUUUUGUGCGAAUCGCACCAUUAUCCAAAAGGACCCCGAGAAGGGAGGGGAAGCAUGAGGAAGAUGGACCAAUUUUAUCAUUCUAAAAACAUGGCCUAUGGAUCUCUGUCAUUUGGGGAAGUGGCCAUCAGCUUCUCCCAGGAGGAGUGGGAGUGCCUGGACCCUGCUCAGAGGGCCUUGUACAGGGACGUGAUGUUGGAGACCUACAGCAACCUGGUCUCUCUGGCAGGAAGUUCCAUUUCUAAGCCAGAUGUGAUUACCUUACUGGAGCAAGAGAAAGAGCCCUGGGUGGUUGUAAGGAGAGAAACAAGCAGAUGGUAUCCAGAUUUGGAGUCAAAUUAUGGAGCUGAGAAGUUAUCUCCAGAAAAUGAUAUUCAUGAAAUAAAUUUGCCUAAACAGAGUAUAAAGCAAAUAAGUAAAACUCUUGACCUUAAAACCUCCAAUUUUAGAAAUGACUCAAAAUGCAGAAAUAGAUUUAGGGGACAACAGGGACAUCAAGAGGGGUAUAUCACUCAAAAGAUAAUAAGCUAUGAAAAGAUGCAUACUUCUACUCAUCAUACUUCUCUUAUUCACACUACAGAUAAGCCAUAUGAAUGUAAGGAGUGUGGGAAGUACUUUAGUCGUGGUUCAAAUCUUAUUCAGCAUCAGAGUAUUCAUACUGGAGAGAAACCCUAUGAAUGUAAGGAAUGUGGGAAGGCCUUUAGACUUCUUGUCCAACUUACUCGACAUCAGAAAUUUCAUAGUGGUGAGAAACCCUUUAAAUGUAAGGAAUGUGGGAAAGCUUUUAGUCUUCCUACCCAGCUUAAUCGCCAUGAGAAUAUUCAUACAGGUGAGAGACCAUUUGAGUGUAAGGAAUGUGGGAAGUCCUUUAAUCGUAGCUCAAACCUUGUUCAACAUCAGAGUAUUCAUACAGGCAUAAAACCAUAUGGAUGUAAAGAGUGUGGGAAAGGCUUUAAUCGUGGUUCAAAUCUUGUUCAGCAUCAGAAAAUUCAUUCUAGUGAGAAGCCCUUUGAAUGUAAGGAAUGUGGGAAGGCCUUUAAAUAUCAUUACCAACUUAUUGAACAUUGUCGAAUUCAUACUGGUGAGAAACCCUUUGAAUGUAAAGAAUGUGGGAAGGCCUUUAGUCUUCUGAUAGAGCUUGCACGACAUCAGAACAUUCAUACUGGCAAGAAGCCAUUUAAAUGUAAGGAAUGUGGCAAGGCCUUCAGUCGUGGCUCGAAUCUUGUUCAACAUCAGAGUAUUCAUACGGGUGAGAAACCAUAUGGGUGUAAGGAAUGUGGAAAGGCUUUUAGACUUCACCUACAACUUUCUCGGCAUCAGAAGACUCAUACUGGUGAGAAACCCUUUGAAUGUAAGGAAUGUGGGACAGCCUUCCAAUAUCAGUACCAACUUAUUGAGCAUCAGCGAAUUCAUACAGGUGUGAAACCUUAUGAAUGUAAGGAAUGUGGGAAAAUGUUUCGUCGUGGUUCAAACCUUAUUCAACAUCGGAGUGUUCAUACUGGAAAGAAACCAUUUGAAUGUAAAGAAUGUGGGAAGGCCUUUAGACUCCAUAUACAACUGAUUCGACAUCAGAAAUUUCAUACUGGUGAGAAGCCCUUUAAAUGUAAGAAAUGUGGGAAAGCCUUCAGUCUUCUCACCCAGCUGAAUCGCCAUGAGAAUAUUCAUACAGGUGAGAAGCCAUUUGAAUGUAAAGAAUGUGGGAAGUCCUUUAAUCGUGUCUCAAACCUUGUUCAACAUCAGAGUAUUCAUGCUGGCGUGAAACCAUAUGAAUGUAAAGAGUGUGGUAAAGGCUUUAAUCGUGGUUCAAAUCUUGUUCAGCAUCAGAAAAUUCAUUCUAGUGAGAAACCCUUUGAAUGUAAGGAAUGUGGGAAGGCCUUUAGGUAUCAUUACCGACUUAUUGAACAUCAUAGAAUGCAUACUGGGGAGAAACCCUUUGAAUGUAAGGAAUGUGGAAAGGCCUUUACUCUUCUGACACAGCUUACUCGACAUCAGAACAUUCAUACUGGUGAGAAACCAUUUAAAUGUAAGGAAUGUGGCAAGGCCUUCAAUCGUGGCUCGAAUCUCGUUCAACAUCAGAGUAUUCAUACUGGUGAGAAACCCUAUGGAUGUAAAGAAUGUGGAAAGGCUUUUAGACUUCACCUACAACUUUCUCGACAUCAGAAAACUCAUACUGGUGAGAAACCCUUUGAAUGUAAGGAAUGUGGGACAGCCUUCAGACAUCAGUACCAACUUAUUGAACAUCAGCGAAUUCAUACAGGCGUGAAAUCCUAUGAAUGUAAGGAAUGUGGAAAGAGCUUUAGUCGUGGUAUAGACCUUAGAGUACAUCAGAGAAUUCACACUGGUGAGAAACCCUUUGAAUGUAAAGAAUGUGGAAAGGCCUUUCGACAUCACUACCAAUUUCUUGGACAUUACCGAAUUCAUACUGGUGAGAACCCCUAUGAAUGUAAGGAAUGUGGGAAAUGUUUUACUUGUGGUAGCGAACUUAGAGUACAUCAGAGGAUUCAUACUGGUGAGAAACCAUAUCAAUGUAAGGAGUGUGGGAAGGCCUUUAGUCGUAGCUCAAACCUUAUUCAACAUGUUAAAAUUCAUACUGGUGAGAAGCCCUAUGAAUGUAAGGAAUGUAAAAAGGCCUUUAGCAAUAAUUAUGAACUUACUGUACAUCAGAGAAUUCAUACUGGUGAGAAACCUUAUGAAUGUAAGGCAUGUGGGAAAACUUUUAGACUUAGUUCAGUCUUUACCGCUCAUCAGAGAAUUCAUACAGGUAUGAAACCCUAUGAAUGUAAAGAAUGUGGAAAGACCUUUAGUUGUAACUCAAACCUUAUUCAGCAUGAGAGGAUUCAUACUGGUGAGAAACCUUAUGGAUGUAAGGAAUGUGGGAAGGCCUUUAGACUUAGGUCAGUUUUUAUUGCCCAUCAAAGAAUUCAUACAGGUCUGAAGCCCUAUGAAUGUAAAGAAUGUGGGAAAGCCUUCACUGUGAAUGGUCAGCUUACUCGACAUCAGAAAAUUCAUAAUCGUCAGAAGUCCUAUGAAUAUGAGGAAUGUGGGAAAACCACUGGAUAUGAACAACUUAACAUCAGAGAGUUCAUAGUGGCAAGAAAUUCUAUGAAUAUAAAAUGUGGGAAGACCUUUCAUCGUGGACUGAGAUUUGCUCAACAGUACAGUAUUCCUGCUGGUGAGGAAUUUUGAGUAUGAGUGACAUGGAAAGAUUUACAGUCACAGCAAACACCUUAGUGUUGAGAGGACAUUCUGGUGAGAAAGUUUAUAAAGAAAUACAGAGUAGCCUUCAUGUUCACAAUUUACUAAUCAUAAAAGAUAUAUUCCUAGGUAUGUUAAUUUCAUACACUUAGAAAAGCCUUCAAACUCAAACUGGAGGAAAACUGUUGUUGGAACAAAUGUAAGCUAACGUCUACCUGAGGCAGAUGCUUUAUCACCAUUGCCAUUUCACUACCUGUGUGACAUUAGGUGCCUAUCCUCUUUGUGCAUCAUUUGUAAAUGGCAACAAAAGUGAGUACAUACUAAUGCAAUUACGGGAAUAAAGGUGUUCUAGUACACACAAAA